Messenger RNA from Thelazia callipaeda (thelaziosis nematode), 471 nucleotides. Lineage: Eukaryota; Metazoa; Nematoda; Chromadorea; Rhabditida; Thelaziidae. The record is from the annotation of a GenBank genome assembly.
AUGGAUUUGGAAUGUGUUACGAAUACGUGUCAACCACAAUGUCGCAAUGCUGUUCUUAAUUUAUUCCAAAAUCGGUUAGGACGUGCAUUAUUACGUACUGAUAUUUCUUGCAUUCCCGGUAGAUACGAAUUAGAAUUGUGUAAUUUAGUGCCAAAUAAAUCACCUGUAUACUGUAAUUUGGCGAAGUUAGCCUGUGAAGCAGAUUUACUCUGCAGUUCACGUUACGGAAUUUUUGUUUCGGAAUGUGAGCUGGAAGCAACUCACGGAGAAUGCAGUCCGCGGUGCCAUGAUCUGAUGAAGGAUACAUUGAAAACCUCACAAGGUGCUGCAUAUAAUAAUUGUACAUGCACAGAUAAGGAUGACAAACUCUGCUAUCACCUCAAGGAUAUUAUAUUACGAUCUUGCAUAGCGGUAAUUAGCUUUUAUUCCAGCAUUGAUUUUAUAAUAAUUGCUUGGUCUUAUUUUAACUAA